UAAAAAUGGAAUAUCGAAGAUUAGGAGCCACAGGACUGAAGGUAUCUGCCAUCAGUUAUGGAAACUGGGUCAAUUCCGAUGACAAAGACACUCAAGAUCGAAAUACUAAGAUCAUUUAGAAGGCAUGGGAAUUAGGAAUCAAUUUCUUCGAUACCGCUGAAAUCUAUGGAGAUGGCAAAGCAGAGAUACAUCUCGGCCACGCACUCAAGACACUCAAUGUCUAAAGAUAAGACAUUGUUAUAAGUACCAAAAUUUUCGGAGGUGAUGGAAAUGAUUUUCCAAAUUCCAAAUAUUUAUCUAGGAAACAUCUCAUAGAAGGUACUCAUUUUCAUUAGUAUUUAGGCUUGAGAAAGUCUCUAAAAAGAUUGGAUACUCCUUAUGUGGAUAUUGUUUUCGCUCACAGAUAUGAUUAUUAAACUCCAUUGGAAGAAACUUGUAGAGCCUUUGAUUGGAUCAUUAGACAUGGUUUGGCUCACUAUUGGGGAACAAGCGAGUGGACAGCCUAAUAAAUCCAUCAAGCCAUCGGUAUCAUUUCUAUUUAAUUAUUUUAGGAAUCUGCGAUAGAUUGUCAUUGCACAAACCAGUUGUUGAAUAACCAUAAUACAAUAUGAUGGUUAGAGAUAGAUUUGAAUGGGAAUACGAAAGUGUUUUCGCCUCUGGAUAUGGAUCCACCAUCUGGUCACCACUCUACUAAGGUUUGUUGACUGGCAAAUACAAUGAUGACAUUUUGGCUGAUGGAAGGUUCAAGAACUCCGACAAUGUUUAUGUUAAACACUUUUACCAAUAAAUUCUAGGUGAUCCUGAAAGUAUGCUAUAUCAAAAUAUUAUUUAUUAGAAAGAACCAAAAUCCAAAAUUAAUUAAAAUAAUUAGGUGAAGUAGCCAAAGAGUUGGGAGUCACAUAAGCAUAACUCUCUCUCGCUUGGGCUCUUAAGAAUAAGGAUGUAAGCACUGCCAUUACAUCAGCCACAAGACCUGAAUAAUUGGAAGAGACCGUUAAAUCCGUUCAGGUGGUUAAGUUGAUCACCAAGGAAGUUGAACAAAAGAUAGAAACCAUCCUUUCAAAUAAACCCACUACAUCAUUAAACUUUAAACAGAUGGCACCGUAUCCCACAAGAAGAGAUUUGUAUGUUUGAGAAUAUACAAUAAUUAUCAUAUAAUAUUAUA
Messenger RNA from Paramecium octaurelia, 1165 nucleotides. The record is from the annotation of a GenBank genome assembly. NCBI's taxonomy places the organism in Eukaryota, Ciliophora, Oligohymenophorea, Peniculida, Parameciidae.